GCGGAGGGUGGUGUGAGGGACUAUUCGAUCUAUUUCGAACAGUUACAAACCUGAUUGUAAAAUAGACAGCUCUCUGACUUUUAGUACUGUUUAGGCACUGCUAAUCAUUUACUCUACAAUAUGGCUGAGACGGACCCCAAGUCGGUGCAGGACCUGACCAAUGUGGUCCAGACUCUGCUGCAACAGAUGCAGGACAAGUUCCAGACCAUGUCAGACCAGAUCAUCGGGAGGAUUGAUGAGAUGAGCACACGCAUUGAUGAUUUGGAGAAGAACAUUGCCGACCUGAUGACCCAGGCUGGUGUUGAAGAGAUUGAGGCAACACCGGAAAAGGCUAAAGAGGGUCAAGGCUCAUAAUGAAGGUUCCCAAGUAACACUGUGUGAAGUCGGUCCUAUAUUCAGGAGCAGCAGACUUUUUGUCAUUCUGAAAAUGACUUGUAUUGAUUUGGUGUGUUGUAGUGUGAAAUGCUUUUUUAUAUAUCGAAUAUUGUGAUAAACGGUUACAGUUAUGUAAUGACUUGAAAAGUUGAACGUUAUUUGUAAGCUAGAAUAGUGUGAUAUGCCCUUCAGAACCUAAUAUGUGCAGGAAUGCAACUUAUGGAUUUUGUGCGCCGACCUGGUGGUUAUUUUGCUGCCAUCAGACAUAAUUAAUUAAAUCCCAUGAGGUGAUGAGGACAGUUUGGCCCUAGCCUGUGCUGAGAGGUACAACCCGCAGGCUAGCAGGCCAGUAGAACCUCCAUUCCUACCAACAUGGGAAAUGGGCACAGUGAACAUCUGAAGCCUGCAGUGUUUUACAAACAGCACUGAAUACCAAGUUGUGGGAUGCAUUCCAAUUCUAAUUUUCCUCUAUUAAAGCUAUUUAAUACAA
Chelmon rostratus (copperband butterflyfish) is the source of this 865-nucleotide messenger RNA. It is a transcript of the gene hsbp1b, whose product is annotated as heat shock factor binding protein 1b. Gene Ontology annotation, molecular function: transcription corepressor activity. Bases 121 to 354 code for a protein of 77 amino acids. The record is from RefSeq and is a predicted model, not a curated record. Gene Ontology annotation, cellular component: nucleus; cytosol. NCBI's taxonomy places the organism in Eukaryota, Metazoa, Chordata, Actinopteri, Chaetodontiformes, Chaetodontidae. The transcript is spliced from 4 exons. Gene Ontology annotation, biological process: cellular heat acclimation.